Oncorhynchus keta (chum salmon) is the source of this 1608-nucleotide messenger RNA. Its product is annotated as inactive sodium-dependent neutral amino acid transporter B(0)AT3-like. The transcript is spliced from 9 exons. The record is from RefSeq and is a predicted model, not a curated record. Lineage: Eukaryota; Metazoa; Chordata; Actinopteri; Salmoniformes; Salmonidae. The annotation marks the transcript as partial. Gene Ontology annotation, biological process: sodium ion transmembrane transport. Gene Ontology annotation, cellular component: plasma membrane.
CACAUCGACAACGACAACGACCACGAAACGUCUUUACGUCACUCCACAAAAGCAAAGGGAAACAACUGCUUCUGGGUUUUAGAACGGGUGAGGAUGUAACCUUCCCACUGCUAACUAGGUGGCCCAUUUCACAUCGGCUGAACACCACUCUACUGGAAAACUACAGUGGACAUGGGAAAAAUACACAGGAGACUCGUAGAGCGCCCUCACACAUUAACCAUGUGCUUCAGAUCAGACACUGGAGUAAAGAUACAAACACGCAACCAGUGAAUUCAAGUGGACAACAGAAUAUCUGUGUUCCCUCUACAGACUAAGCGUUGGUUCAAAGUGCUAGAACCUCGGGCUAAAACACACUGGACUAAACUGGAAACCAGAAGGUUGAUCUACUACUGAGCUAAAAACUACUGUUGAGAUGCCAGAGGAAGGUAUGGAGGACAACAAGGGGGGAGAGGAGAGACCCAAGUGGAACAACAAGGCAGAGUACCUGCUGACCUGCAUUGGCUUCGCAGUGGGUCUGGGCAACGUGUGGCGCUUCCCCUACCUCUGCCAGAUUUACGGAGGGGGUGCGUUUCUGAUCCCCUACCUGAUCGCCCUGGUGUUUCAGGGUCUGCCUCUGCUCUACUUGGAGCUGGCUAUAGGACAGAGGCUCCGCAUGGGCAGCAUCGGAGUCUGGAACUCCAUAUCACCCUAUCUGGGAGGAGUAGGUGUAGCCUCAAUGGUGGUGUCCUUCUGUGUGAGUCUGUUCUACAACACUAUCGUGGCCUGGGUCCUCUGGUACCUCUUCAACUCCUUCCAGGAACCCCUGCCCUGGAGCCAAUGUCCCCUCAACCACAACAACACAGGGUACGUGGAGGAGUGUGUAGAAAGCACGCCGGUCAACUACUUCUGGUACCGUCAGACCCUGAACAUCACUCCUAACAUGGAGACCAGUGGCUCUCUACAGUGGUGGAUGGUGGUCAGCUUAGCUACCGCCUGGUCUAUCGUUUACAUCUGUUUUAUCAGGGGGAUCGAGACCAUCGGCAAGGCUGUGUAUGUCACAGCAACGUUCCCCUACCUGGUUCUAACCAUCUUUCUGGUGAGAGCCCUGACCCUUCCUGGAGCAUCUGAAGGUCUGAUCUACCUGUUCACAACUGACUGGGAGAUCCUGAAGAACCCCCAGGUAUGGCUGGAUGCUGCCACUCAGAUCUUCUUCUCUCUGUCAGUGGCCUUUGGUGGACUCAUCUCAUUCUCCAGUUACAACAGCCAGAAGAAUAACUGUGAAAGGGAUGCUGUUUUAGUGGGGGUUAUAAACAGUGCUACAUCUAUCUAUGCCUCCAUCCCCAUCUUUGCCAUCCUGGGAUUCAAGGCCCACACCAACUAUGUCACCUGUCUGAAUGGUAACAUCUUAGCACUGACCAAUGAGUUUGAUAUUGGCGACAUGAACAUAACGGUUGAAAACUACGAGCAGUGGUUUGACUCUUUAAAUGGGACACAUCCAUCUAGAGUAUCCGAUCUCAACCUGAAGACAUGCGACCUGCAAACCUUCUUGGAUCAGAGUGCGUCUGGUACUGGGUUAGCUUUCAUCGUGUUCACAGAAGCGGUGAUAUCGAUGCCUGGCUCUCAGGUAUG